GGGACCGGGCGGCCCAGGCCCUCUAGCUGCAGAAGUCCGAAGCCGACAGCUGGAAAGGUGGUGGUGUCCUGGGGACCUUGUGCGAGGGGAUUGCAGACGUCUGCCUGUGAGAUAAUAGUGUGCACAGAACGAUGGCUGAUGCAAGAACUUUACUUGACACUGAAGAAUACCCCGAUACUGAGGUGCAAAAAAACCGAGUACUGACUCUGGAAGAAUGGCAAGGCAAGUGGCUGAGCCACAACAUUGGCUUUCAUCGAGACCAAGGACAUAAGCUAUUAAAGAAGCAUCUAGAUCUUUUUCUGAAGGGCGAAAGUGGACUAAGGGUGUUUUUUCCUCUUUGUGGAAAAGCCGUCGAGAUGAAAUGGUUUGCAGACCGGGGACACAGUGUAGUUGGUGUAGAAAUCAGUGAACUUGCCAUACAGGAAUUUUUCCUGGAGCAGAAUCUUUCUUACUCAGAAGAACCGAUUGCUGAAAUUCCUGGAGCUAAAGUGUUUAAGAACUCUGCGGGGAAUAUCACGUUGUACUGUUGCAGCAUUUUUGAUCUUCCCAGAGUCAAUGUUGGAAAAUUUGACCGGGUUUGGGAUAGAGGAUCGUUAGUAGCUAUUAAUCCAGCCGAUCGAAAGUGCUACGUGGAUGUGAUGCUGUCCCUGCUGAGUAGGGGGUUUCACUACCUCCUGGCGGUCGUUUCUUAUGAUCCUACAAAACAUGCAGGCCCACCAUUUUAUGUUCCUGAUGCUGAAAUUAAAAUGUUGUUUGAUGCAAAGUGCAAUAUUCGUUGUAUUGAGAAGGUCAAUGCAUUUGAAGAGCGACAUAAAAGUUGGGGAAUCGACUACAUUUUUGAAAAGUUGUAUCUACUCACUGAAAAGUAGAUCAGACGUAAAUAAAAAGGACAUCAUCACUGUAGUUUUGAGGUUUGGGGGGGCCUUUGGAAAUUAUGCCAAGAUAUGAAAACAUAAUGGAUGAAUUCUUUUCUAAAAAAAUUAUUCAUAAAUCAUAGAACGUUGCUUACAAAUGCACAGAACUUUUUAGGAGAAAGGGGUGUCAGAUUAGCUCUCCUGCAGAAGAGACUAUGUUUCAGGACAAAAGAUUAAACACCUGCGUGUGAACGUGUGCGUGUCUUUCCGAAUGAAGGAAUUCAUUAUAGUCAGCAUGUAGACUGCAGCAACAUUGCUCAAAGAAGAAAAGAAAAAUGCAAUUUUAGGCAACUAACAGAAAAAUAAUACAUCUGGAAAAACUGACUGUGUUUCAGGAGUUUAAAAUAACUAAAGAAAGGUACUACUUCAAUCAAGAUCAAGUUAGUCUAAGAAAUUAUGUAAACAUUAACUUUUACUAUCAGCCCUCAUCUUAAUGUUCAAAUUCUGGCACCUCUUUUGACCUUUUCUUUAUGUGUGAUUUUAUAUAUGUAACCGAAUCAAGAAAGAGAAACUUUUAAUUAAAUGAAUCAACCUACAUGGAGCACAAUCUUUUUUUUCUGAAGUUAUGAAUACAUUUCUAAAACUUUC
This is a messenger RNA of Ochotona curzoniae (black-lipped pika), 1502 nucleotides long. RefSeq names its product thiopurine S-methyltransferase (gene TPMT). Gene Ontology annotation, molecular function: thiopurine S-methyltransferase activity. The record is from RefSeq and is a predicted model, not a curated record. Lineage: Eukaryota; Metazoa; Chordata; Mammalia; Lagomorpha; Ochotonidae. The transcript is spliced from 9 exons. The coding region runs from base 132 to 869 and encodes 245 amino acids.